ACGGUGUUCAUGUGACCUACCGGACAAACGAACUAAUCGCCAUCACGAGUUUAAUUGCACCUACCGGACUAAUGAACUACUGGUGCAGCGCGUAUUUCAAUCUGAAGUUAUAGCAACUGUCGCCGAUUGUUUUGUCAAUAACCCGCGAAAAUGUCGUCGAGUGUGAGAGAAAAUCGCGACAAGAAAGAGUAUAAUGCACUGGACGAAAUCUGCAAGGGACCACGUAUGACGAAAGAAUUUAUAAGGAAACAAUGCAAGGAGCAGAAGUUGUACCAAACGCCCCACUUGAACGACGUGCUAUACUUGCAUUUUAAGGGGUUCUCGUAUAUCGAAAACUUGGAAGAGUACACAGGUUUAAAAUGCCUAUGGCUCGAAAAUAACGGCAUAAGAGAAAUAAGCGGUUUGGACCAGCAAACGGAACUGCGAAGCCUAUUUCUUCACUAUAAUUUAAUUAAACGGAUCGAGAAUUUAGAAAAAUGUAGCCUGUUGGACACAUUAAAUCUGUCCUACAAUCAAGUGAGGAAAAUUGAAAAUUUAGAUUGCAUCAAAACUUUGCACACCCUGAAUUUGUCGCACAACUAUGUCGAAUCGUAUGACGAUUUCGUCCAUCUCGAGAAGUUGUCAGAACUAUCUGUACUGGAUCUUGCCAAUAAUCACAUAGCUGACCCUUUGAUAGUUCAAGUGUUGGGCAGGAUGGCCGAUUUGAGGGUUGUCAACCUAAUGGGCAAUCCGGUUAUCAGGAAAAUUCCGGCUUACAGGAAAACGACGAUACUUGCUUGCAAAAACCUACAAUAUUUAGACGACCGGCCAGUUUUUCCCAAGGAACGCGCCUGCGCAGAAGCUUGGGAACGCGGCGGAUUGACAGAAGAAAGGGCGGAGCGGCAACGUUGGGUGGACAGGGAGCGUGCAAAAAUUAUGGAGAGCGUGCGCGGUUUAACGAGGAUUAGGAACGCGAAUUUGGCAGCCAGGCGACAAGACUCGUCGAAAUCGGAUAGUGGCUUUUGCACCUCGAUGGCGGACUCGGAGAGCGACGAGGAAGUCAUAGAUUCCUGCGAAGAAAACAGCGACGUUUCGUCACAAUCCUUCGAAGAAAACAAUGGUGAUUCGACAAAUCAGUUAGUACGACUGCUCGAGGACGACUUCGAUCAGCAGCCUUGCAGUAGCGGCCUGAAUGUUUGUCAGGCGCAGACAAAUGUUCGGGAUGUGAAGAAUUUUGGUAGAUCGAAAAUAUUAAUCGAAGAAAUUGAUUCGGUUGAAGAACUAUUACCGACGCGAAACGGAAAAGAUGGCUUGGUUGAAGCCGUUGAAGCUGAGCAACCAACUGUAGGCGUCUUGGAAGAAACGAGAAAUGGACCAUUAGUGGCAGACAAGAAUCCCCAGAAUUUAGUGAAGAAGAACGUCGAUGAAGAAGCUACGUCGUGUAUAGCGGCAGAAGAACUUAAUAAUGAAUGUGUUUGUCAACAUUUAAAGAAUAAUAUUCUAGCUCAAGAUGUUGAAGGUACCGAACAAAAUUCGCUUAAAUAUGUCGAAGAAAUGAAUCCUCACGACUUAGGAAGUAAAAUCGACAACCUCCUUGAAGAUAUUGAAGAACCUGUAGGUAAAGGGACUGAAGAAAUGAAUUAUCAUUUAGAGAAGAAUUUCGUUGAAUAUAUUGAGUUCGCUCAUAUGGAGGAGCAAGACAUUAAUCCUCAACGUGUAGAGAAGAAAACCGACAACCUGCAUGAAGAUAUAGCAUUGACGGACUCUCUAACGGUGAAGAAAAUGGAUAACCUACAAGAAAAAGUCGUUGAAGCUAAUGAAGAGACAAUAAGGCACAUUAAAGGAAUAAGUAAUGAAGAAAGUCGAAACGAAGAAGAAGAAAUUGUACGAUACUUAAAAGCGGCGUCUUCGAAAAUGCGAAACCGCUUUCGCCGCCCCCGGACUUCGUUGACUAUCCAACGCAACCUCACCGACACGGAGAGCGACUACAGUGACGAGUGCGAAGAAGAGUGCGCCCUCUACGAGACGCUUGACGCCCUGGAGGCGCCCUACUGCGAAGCCGUCGACGAAAUGGGCGAAGGGGAUUUCGCGGUGGAUGCGAAAACUAGGGAGGACGUUGAAAGGGAACUGCCGAGACCAGACGAUUUGACGCUCGAAGAAGCCGUCGAGGACAGAAGUUACAGGGAGCUUUUGACGUGGGAUAUAAAGGCCCCCAAGGAAAACUUGAUAAUUUUGAAACCUAUCGAAAGGCGAGCGGCUCCUGACGGAAAAGAAGAAGAUUCGUCGUUUCGCCCCAUCGAAAAAGAAGAAGAGGUCGAGUUUGAGGUUAAGUUUGGCGUUGUUGACACGAAUGAAACCGAAAAGGUUGAUUUAAUCGGGGAACACGAGGGCGUGGACAACGCUUUGAAGGUGCGCGACGCGAUUUCGAAAAUAAGGGCCGGCAUGGCCGAAUUUCAAAAGCAGUUCGACGAGUUUAGCGAGCGAGUCGGCGAGAACACGGAGAGGAGGGUCGACGGCAAAGUGGUAAAAGAGAUUACCGAUGAAUACUUGAAGAAGAACUUCGAAGACAUGGGAAUGUACCUUUCUGACGAUGAAGAUUACGAUUGGUUAGACAUGGAAACCACUGACGCAAAUAAAACCGAGGAGAGUGACGAAGUCGAUAAUGACGACGCAGUCGUUAACAUCAGAGCUAUGUGUUCGCUGGAAAUGCAGAUGGCGAAGAAAAAGUUUGAAAAUUAGUAUGUCAGUAGUGUUCCGAAAUAAAGAAAUGUUGAGAGCAGCUUUGUUUUGAUAUUUAUUUUUGAUGUUUAUU
Cylas formicarius (sweet potato weevil) is the source of this 2791-nucleotide messenger RNA. RefSeq names its product dynein axonemal assembly factor 1 homolog (gene dtr). The coding region runs from base 151 to 2718 and encodes 855 amino acids. The transcript has 7 exons. NCBI's taxonomy places the organism in Eukaryota, Metazoa, Arthropoda, Insecta, Coleoptera, Brentidae. The record is from RefSeq and is a predicted model, not a curated record. Gene Ontology annotation, molecular function: protein binding.